Messenger RNA from Lactuca saligna, 1002 nucleotides. The record is from the annotation of a GenBank genome assembly. NCBI's taxonomy places the organism in Eukaryota, Viridiplantae, Streptophyta, Magnoliopsida, Asterales, Asteraceae.
AUGGAAUGGUUCUGCAAAUUCGAUAGUGGUGACGUAGCUACAAUCAACUGUGAUAGAAUUGCUUGGAUAAAGAUUUCGUGCCUCCUUCCAGAAUUGUGGUCAGAAGAAAACUUCACAUUAAUAGCGGAGUCUGUGGGUAGGGUAAUUGUUUCGUUUGAAGUGAAUUUAUCUGCUGUGAACCUAUCUUUUGGCAAAGUGGGGGUCCUAACCGAUGAUCCUACACAUAUAUCCAAAGAAUUGUUAGUGGAGAUUAAAGGAAAAAUAACAAAGAUUAGAAUUUUAGAGUUUGAUUUUGAUUGGGUCCCGUUCAAAUCCACGAUGGAGAAUUUCAUACCAGAUGAUGAGGGAGACGAGGAUAUGGAUGAAGAUGAAGAGGAGGAACAUAUAUCUGAUACGAUCCCUUUUGAUGAUAACGGUGUCAGUUUAGAGGACGGGGAGUUUAUAUCCCCGAAUGUCGAUGAAGUCAAAGAAUCUAGUAUGGAAAGCUCGGAACUAAAGUCAUAUGAUGAUUCCUGGUCACCGGUGGUGACGCCGGCACCGGUUAACGUUGUAAUGAAUGAAGAAGAUUGGGGAAACGGAAACGAUAGUCAAGGGGAUCACCAAGAGUCACACAUGGGCAUGAAUGUGCAUGGGGAAUCACAGUGGGGAGUUGAAAAUAUAAAUAAUAAUGAGAAUAAUAAUGUGGAAAAUAAUAACAUGGGGUCAAAAAAUGGAAUAUCAAACGAGAUCCCGUACAACCUAACAAAUUUUGGAAUCUUUGGGCCUUUCCCAAAUAACUUUGGCUCAAUUGAAAACCAUACGGAAGUAAAUUUUGAUAGUUCCCACAAUAAAAGAAGGAGGACUGUCCCACUCCCAGAUUCUGAUACUGAAUCCGCAUCCCCCUCGAUGGAAAUUAGAAACACGGUGGCAAUUGGGAACAUGUUGGGAUUUGACAUGGAUGAACAUAAUCCAGUGCUUAGAGACGUUGUUGGUGAAGAAGGCGAGAACCACACUUUCCGAUGA